Molecule: messenger RNA, 4009 nt
Organism: Haplochromis burtoni (Burton's mouthbrooder)
Lineage: Eukaryota; Metazoa; Chordata; Actinopteri; Cichliformes; Cichlidae
Product: integrin alpha-M
Exons: 30
Coding region: 245-3646 (1133 amino acids)
Biological process (GO): cell-matrix adhesion; cell adhesion mediated by integrin; integrin-mediated signaling pathway
Cellular component (GO): external side of plasma membrane; integrin complex
Molecular function (GO): integrin binding
Source: RefSeq, a predicted model, not a curated record
UAUUGUUUAAGAAAAUUAGAGCUUAAACUAAAUUAGUUGGCCACCCACCACCACAGUCUCUCUUAUAUAACACAGCGCUGCUGCUAUUGAAACUCCUCCUUCAUCGAGUUCCUCUAAAGAUGCCUCGGCUUUGAUCAGUCACCUGAUUAUUUCUGCUUUUUGGCUCCUUCUUACAUGCUUUCAGCAGAAGUGGCACCUUGCUCAGCAGUGAAAAUUAAAAAUAAAACCAAAUAUCACAGUUAAAAUGAUUUUCCAUGGGAGUAACACAAUGAACUGGCUAAUUAGUGCUACAAUAUUCUUGUCAGUGUUAAAUCCUGCACUUUCUUUCAAUAUUGAUCCUGGGGCUUGGAAGACCCUGAGUAGCUCUGCUCCUGGUUUUGGGUACAAGGUGAUUCAAAGAAAAUCAGAUUUGAUCGUCAGUGCCCCACUUGAACACGAGAAUGGGGGAAUAUAUAGCUGCACCACUUCUCCUCCAAAAUGUCAAGAUAUAAAACUAGAAGCCCCAGAUUUGACAGCUAAUGUGUCCCUUGGUAUGUCAAUGGCAAGUGAUCCCUCUGGAGAAAACACUGUGGUGUGUUGUCCAUCCAUCCCAAAGCACUGCAAAAGUAUCACCAUGUACAACGGUGUGUGCUUUCAGAUUGACAGUUCUAAUUCAUUUGGACCACCGAUACCAUCUUCUCUUGACGACUGUGAAACACAAGCCGACCUUGCCUUUCUGUUGGAUGGUUCAGGCAGCGUAUCUGGUCCUGAUUUUCGAACAAUGAAGAAGUUUGUGAAAGAUCUAAUUGUAUCAUUUCUCUCAAGUGACACACAGUUUUCUGUUUCCCAGUUCUCCAGUGCACCACAGAUUCAUUUUAACUUUCAAAAAUUUAACUUAACUGAAAUGGAAGAUAAAAUCAAUAGAAUUCAGCAACACAUGGGACAGACUUUCACGGCUAAGGCCAUCAAAGAAGUUGUGGAAAAAGUUUUCAGCCCACAGCAAGGCUCCAGACCAAAUGUGAAGAAGGUCUUGAUUGUAAUUACUGAUGGAGCAUCUAAUGACCGUGAGAACCUGGAAGGUGCAGUAGAGCAAGCAAAAAAUAAAUCAAUUGCUCGAUUUGUUAUUGGGGUCGGGGAUGCAUUUGAUAAACCUGAGGCAAAACAAGAACUGCACACCAUUGCAUCAUCUCCCUCAGAAAAACAUGUGUUUGAAGUGAAGGAAUUCAGCGCACUUGAAGAAAUAAGACAGAAUCUACAGGACAAAAUUUUUCCCAUUGAAGAAAGCAGUGGAGAGUCACUGAAAAUGGAAAUGUCUCAAGAGGGAUUUAGUACAGUUUAUGCACCUGAGGGAAUUCAGAUGUCUAUUGUUGGUGCAAACCAGUGGAGGGGAGGCUACGUGCAAUACACAACAGGAGGCCAGAAGGUGAAAACAUAUGAGGAUGUGUCUUUUGAGCCUGACAGCUAUCUUGGUUACUCCAUGGCAAUUGCUAGAACCCAAAGUGGUUCUCUGACAGUUCUUGGUGCUCCAAGAUAUAAACACAGAGGAGUUGUGGUCUCUGUUAACAGAGACAACUUUGAAAACCAAACGAUUGAGCCGUUGGCAUCACAGUAUCAGACUGGUGAAUAUUUUGGGGCAGAGGUGUGUACCAUGGACAUAAAUAAUGAUGACAUCACUGAGCUAAUCUUCAUAUCAGCCCCAAUGUACAUGGAGCCUGAUAGAGAGGGAAGAGUUUAUGUUUGCAGACUAACUGGUUUGUUUGUGGAGUGUAAUUUUGAUGAUCUGUUAGUACUAAGAGGACGUGCAGCUGUCAAAGGAAGGUUCGGCUCUUCUCUUGCUGUGCUGCCUGAUCUAAACUCAGAUGGAUUCAGGGAUUUGGCAGUUGGAGCACCUUUGGAGAAUAAUGGUGAAGGCAGCAUCUACAUAUUCCACAGUGAAGGAGGCGAAAGAAUCAGUUCUACUUACUCACAGAGAAUUGCUGGCUCUGAGGUCCAGUCAGGACUGAAGUUCUUUGGCCUGUCAAUCAGUCAGUCGGCUUUUGACCAGAGUGGUGAUGGACUGCUUGACUUAGCGGUGGGUUCAAAGGGUAAAGUUGUCUUGCUGAGAUCAAGACCCAUUGUAGAGGUAAAGUCUGAGGUGUCAUUCAGCCCAGACCAAAUCUCUACUCAGAAUGUAGACUGCUCAAAACCAUUGGAGAACACAGUUACAGUCUGCUUUACCAUGAGCAGUUUGUCUACGAAAGAGCUACAUGCAGCUCAAGCAAGGAUUGAUUAUAUGUUAACAUUGGAUACCACUCGCAAACCUUCAAAAAAACGAGCUUACUUCAGUGCGAAAGAACAAGAGCAGUCUGGAUCAAUUAUUGUCACCUUGGGGAAAACGUGUUUAACUGUAACAUUUUUUAUUGAGGCCUGUCCAGAAGAUGCUCUCAGUCCUCUUUCUAAUGAGAUUAAAUUCAGUUUUUAUGGUUUGCCUUCUGAGGAAAAUCUCACACCAAGUCUUUCCCCGCAUGCUCCAACAGCAACUAAUUAUCCCUUAAAUUUUGAGAUCAACUGUGGCACUGACAAGAAUUGCAAUGAUAACCUGAAGGUGGAUUUCAACUUCACCAGAUCCUCAGAGGUUAAAGUGGGCAUUGAUGAGCUUUUGAAUGUCACAGUCACAGUGGAGAACAGAGGAGAAAACUCCUACAACAGCCAUGUUAUUCUCACGUAUCCAGCUGGACUCUCCUACAGGAAGUUCACGAGUCAGCAGGGAAGAAUUGAGUGCAACUCCUUGGACAGUGAAGAUGGUUUAUCACGAGGAAGGACAGACUGUACUAUUGACAAGCCCAUUUUCAAGAGCCAAACUAAGGCUUCCUUCAUUGUCUGCUAUGGGAUUGACACCAAUAGUCAAUUUGAGAGGAAGAUAUUUGUCACUGCAAAUGCCACCAGUGGAAAUCAGGAGCAUGCACCUACAAGUGAACUCUACAAAAAGAAAUUGAUUGAUGUAAAAUACAGCAUUUUUAUGACAAUUAAAGGCUCCCGCAGCUAUAACAAUUUCACAUUUGGGAAGAAUGAUUUGCAGAAACCAGUCCAACAAUCAAUCACGCUAACAAAUGAUAUCAGAGCACUUCAUAAUUUCACUGUGUGGAUCAAGGUUCCAGUGAAGCUUGGGGGAAAAGACAUUUGGGUGCAUCCGAACAACCUACAGAUUGCAGACUGUAAGAAAGGAAGUUAUGAAGAACCACAUGUUAAAGACUUUGUUCUUCAGAUCCAAAAAAAUAAAGUAGUGGACUGCUCUGUGGCCAUGUGUAGAGUGUUUGAGUGCCUGACAUCUAUGGAAAGGCAGGAGAAGAGGACGUAUGAAAUCUCUGGAAACCUCACUUCACAGUGGAUAGAGCAGAUUGGACUUCAAUCUGCCAAAUUCCUCUUGACCAGCCAAGUCAGUCUGAAGUACGACCAAAGCAAGUACGUCUACUUUUCAACAGGGUCUGACUACAAUUCUCCUGUUCACAAGAUUGAGGCAGAGGUAGAAGUGUACCCUGAGCCAGAUUUUAUCAAAGAGAUCAUUGGAGGAUGUCUGGGAGGGUUGAUUUUUCUGAUUUUACUCACAGUUGUCCUGUAUAAGGCUGGAUUUUUCAAGAGUAAAUAUAGCAAGGUAAAUACUGAAGAACUGGAAGAUGGUCCAGGAUAAAAACAAAGGUUCAUAUUUGUAGAUCUCUAUCUAAUCUUCAAAGAAGGUCUGAAAUCCCUCCCCUGCUCGCCCAUUUCCUUACAAUAGAACUUCCUACCUGGUGGGCAGGACCUGACAUAGCAAAAUCGGUAUGGCCCGGAUCUGGCCCACACAGUGUGCUUACAAAUGGCCCACAUACCGCAAAGAAUGACGGCCCUUUGGUGGCCCAGAUCUGGUUUGCCAGAGGUGGCCCACACAUGGGCCAACACAAGGCCAGUGCUGGCCCAGAACAAUUUCAGCUCUGGCCCCAGAUGUCAGCCUAAUGUGUACCUUAAUCAAGCCAUGUAAUAACAACAUGUGCCAGAACAUAAUAGUGCAAAAGUA